Messenger RNA from Linum tenue, 587 nucleotides. The record is from the annotation of a GenBank genome assembly. NCBI's taxonomy places the organism in Eukaryota, Viridiplantae, Streptophyta, Magnoliopsida, Malpighiales, Linaceae.
UUAAGUGAUUAUAUAUGUUUAUAGGAACAAAUUAAGAAAGCUAUGGAAGAUGCCCCAACUUCUAGUCAAUAUGACUUGGUAGUCAAAUGUUUUGGAGAACAAAAUCAUGGCCAUAUGACUUGCUUUGGAGGUGCUGUGAAGCCUAAAGACUUGAAGGUUGGUAGCUCAAAAGAUAAGGGGUUAGAUGCUAGAUUGCGCCAAUCUGAAGAAGAGAAGGUUGCUAUGCGAAAGCGUAUAGAGGAGCUUGAGGCUACAGAGAGAGAUAGAGAGGCUGCAGAGAGAGAUAGGGAGGCUGCAGAGAGAGAAAGAGCUGAAAUGAAUGCUCAAAUGAUGGUUGAAAUGAGGGCUGAAGUGAGAACUGAAACUAGGGCUGAAGUUAUGGGGGAAAUGGAAGUUAAAAUAGCGGAACAAGUUAAAGUUCAAGUGGCAGCAAUGUUGGGUGCUCGAUCGUCAAAGAAAAAGAAACCAACUUAGAUCGUAUAUGUUGGUGGGAUGAUGAAACGAGGUUUGUUUCCUCAAGUUUAAGAUGACUAUAUUAUAUUAGAGAUUGAAGCAUAAUGGAUUUUGAUUCUUGACAGAAGAAUAGC